Quercus lobata is the source of this 2424-nucleotide messenger RNA. RefSeq names its product serine/threonine-protein phosphatase 7 long form homolog. The record is from RefSeq and is a predicted model, not a curated record. The coding region runs from base 1 to 2424 and encodes 807 amino acids. Gene Ontology annotation, biological process: carbohydrate metabolic process; meristem maintenance; meristem development. NCBI's taxonomy places the organism in Eukaryota, Viridiplantae, Streptophyta, Magnoliopsida, Fagales, Fagaceae. The transcript is spliced from 10 exons. Gene Ontology annotation, molecular function: hydrolase activity, hydrolyzing O-glycosyl compounds.
AUGUCUUAUGAUAAGUUCACGGAUACAAGUAUGGCUGCUGCAAAUGCUGGACAGAUUAACCAUGCGCAGCCUGGCCCCAUUGACACGUCAGUGUUGACGUUGCAGCCCAACCAUCGAUCAGAAGCCAUUUGGAAUGGGCAGGAUCCAGGGUCCCUUAAAUGUCGUGCCCGUAGUGAAGAGUUCUCGAAUCGAGAGCCAAUGGUGGACGAUCGAGUCAUUGACAUCAUUAAGGCACUUGGUUUGGAGGGACUUCUCAGGACUCCGGGUAGAGAGAUUGAUCAUGGCCUGAUAACGGCCUUAGUGGAGAGAUGGCGGCCCGAGACUCACACAUUCCACAUGCCGCAUGGUGAGGUCACCAUCACACUGCAGGAUGUGGAGGUUCUUCUUGGACUUCCUGUUGAUGGUGACGCUGUAACAGGGAGCACACAAAAAGAAUGGGAGAAUGUGUGUGAUGAGUACCUUGGCUUUCGACCUACCAAUGAAGACCAUCUAGAACGUGCUGGCCAAAGGAUUCUCAUAAAACGGCUUUUGGAGCAAGUUGCCCAUCCGCUGCCGCCUAAUGCUGAAGACGAUGAAGUGCAUAGGUACGCACGAUGCUACAUCCUAGCGCUAUUGGGGGACACAAUCUUCAUGGACAAAUCCGGUGAUAGGGUGCAUCUAAUGUGGGUGCAGCAGUUGGAAGACCUUCGCAACCCACGAAGGUAUAGUUGGGGAAGUGCUUGCCUUGCAUGGUUGUACCGACAGUUAUGCAGGGCAAGCGAUAAGAAAGCUAGUCAGAUUGGUGGGUGUUUAUUGUUGGUCCAGUAUUGGGCGUGGGCCAGAUUCCCCUUUUUGUGCCCGGCAGUUGAGCGUGGCCCACCAGUGGGUGCUUAUGGUCCUCUAGUGCGUGGUCCACUGUCCCUUAAGUGGGUGUGGGUCCCAAACAAGAAAAAUAGGCCCGCCCAGGUCUUCAGGGACAGGUAUCGGGAGCAAAUAGCUUUAAUGUUGCCAAACCAGGUGGUGUGGCAGCCGUAUGAAGAUGAAUACGAGAACCUUCCGCCGUGGUGCGUUGCAGGGAGGGCAGUGUGGACGGCAAUCGUGCCGCUUGUAUGUUUCCAUCUAGUAGAGAAACAUACACCGGAUCGUGUCGUUCGGCAAUUUGGGAUGAUCCAAGAAAUUCCCCGCGAUGUUAACACGGACCCGGUGCUUCAUGGAAUUGAUUUGAGGGGGAAGAUAGGUGUUGAUUGGAUGCGGAGACAUGCUAUGUAUCUCACGGACUGGGGUCAUCGUCUUCAACGGCGUUGUGAAGCAGUGCUUGGUGAUAUGCCUCUACAGCACGAGUACUUCGAUUGGUUCACAAGGAUAACUCGAAGGUUUAUCGAUAUCCCUGGUGCUAGAUUCAUUCUAAUGAUUGAAGGAUAUGUCCGUAUGAUGCGCCGUCACCCAGUGGGCACGGAGGAGCACAAUGACAUUAUUAAUGUGCUGGAGGCAGUGCAUGAGAUUGGCCGUGUACGACCUCGGGAACCUGAGGCCCCGAACGAGGAGGCAGCUACUCCUGCGGUUGUCCCUACCCUCGAUCCCUCUCCAUCCACCGCACAUCCAUCCCUUAGCCCCACCAUCCCUUCACCCACCCCACAUCCAUCCGUUAGCCCCACCAUCCCUUCACCCACCUCACAUCCAUCCCCUACCCCUACCAUCCCUUUAGCCACUCCACAUGAGUCCCCUAGUCCCACCAUCCCUCCACCCACCCCACAUGAGUCCCCUAGUCCCACCAUCCCUCCACCCACUCCACAUGCCUGUCCUGGGUCUGACAUUCGUCCACCCACCCCACGGUCAUUUCCUGAGCUAUCACCUAUUCCAUCAUUUGACCUGGGUCUUGAUCAAACCCCUCCUGACUUGCAACAGGACCCACAUUCCCACAGUACAUCCACUGGCCCACCCCAUGUUCAGCCUGAGCAGCCUGUUGGGUUAGCUGCAGCGGCAGAAGGUCGGCCAAAACGCAUAUCUAAGGCACCUCCUUGUGGGACAGGGGGGCACAAACAUGGACACAACGCUGGGCCGGAGGCAUCUGAUGAAGGACAUGCAAGACCUCCUCCUUAUUAUACGAGAAAGCGUAAGGUUCAAAAAAGCCAUUUACCUCUGAAGAAUAAAGUGGCUGAGCAAAUCUCACUUGAUCCAUUGACAAAUAUGACAGGCGAUGUCUGGCAUGUAUUCCUGAAAGGAGACUUCAAACACAUGCUUUAUGGCUACAAAUUUGAUGGAAAAUUCUCCCCAGACGAAGGGCUUUACUAUGAUUCUUCUCGGAUUCUAUUGGAUCCUUAUGCAAAAGCAGUUAUAAGCAGAGGUGAGUUUGGUGCUUUAGGAGCUGAUGGUAAUUGCUGGCCCCAAAUGGCCUGCAUGGAACCUUCUUUUGAUGAUGAGGAGCUAAAGGUUAGAUGUAAAUAG